UUCACACCAUUAUGUUAUGCUUAUACAGCGCUCAUGUCUCGCUCGGGGACACGUCUCUGUGGUGGUGCUGGGAGCUCGACGUUUAGAAAGCUGUUUCUGCAGACUCCUGAGACAGAGCCCUCCGCUUGCUUAAGUCCUAGUGUUUCCCCUCCCCUGUAUGGAUCUAUUUACUGCUGCUGUGCAGUUACUGUAACUGGUGGGAUAUCACACUGGUACUAGUAGCCAGUCAGCCAUAGUACUGCGCGCUGUUCAGUGUAGUCUCACGAUGGCUGGCUUCUAUUGGCUUCCCUGGAUAUGGGGGGCGUGGCUAAAUGUUAGUGGCGCGCAAUCUGUAAAUCCUGCGGAAUUUUCGCCAAAUCCAGCUGACAUGGGACCGGAUACACGGCGUCUCGUUGUUUCCGCGGUGGCAGUGCUUGUUUCAGGGUUUUUCAGCAUGCCCGUUGCAUCUGGUCCGAUUGAUUAUUCACAAUGCAGAGAUUUCAACAACAGCCUUACAAUAUCUGUAGGACAAAAUGUUACAUUGCCAAAACUAUUGUCCUCUGAUCUGUUUAAACUAGAAAGACUAUGGCCGUUGGAAGGUUUGAUCUGUGAACUUGUCAAUGGAAAUAUGAAACAAAAUUACUUAAAAUGUGUCUAUGGAAACUUGACUAUAAUUCUAAUCAACAUGCAAAUCAGUGACUCUGGGGUAUACCUUUUUAAGAAUGGUUUCGGCCCUGGUAUCUGCUUAAACAUCUCUGUUACUGGUGAUUCAUUCAGAACUACAUCUUCCACACCUCAAGACAUUUCUAAGAAAUCUCCUUCUACUCAUUCCCCAAGAUCUCGUAUUUACACUGUCAUUACCAUCUUGGUCAGUCUCUGUGGAAUUACAGCUUUGAUCCUCUAUUUGUACUGUUAAAGGAAGCAAAGAGAAGAUUCCAAUGGCAUCAACCAGACUUAUUGUGUCCUUGCACAAAAUGCUUCAAACCUUGGCAACAACGGGUGUUAACAGCAAGAGUUUGUGUUUAUCAUGCAGUGACUGAUGCAACGUUUUUAAGUGUGUGUAUAUAUACUGUAUAUAAUAUAAUAAACUUGUAAAUUUGUAA
This is a messenger RNA of Xenopus laevis (African clawed frog), 1082 nucleotides long. RefSeq lists its product as uncharacterized. The coding region runs from base 266 to 895 and encodes 209 amino acids. The record is from RefSeq and is a predicted model, not a curated record. NCBI's taxonomy places the organism in Eukaryota, Metazoa, Chordata, Amphibia, Anura, Pipidae. The transcript has 6 exons.